UUAAGGCGCUAUAAGGAGCUUGUCGGCACGGAGGGAGGGGGCAGCGCAGCCGGCCGCCCCGCAUGGCCCGGGACCAUGAGCGCCGGUGACUUGCAGCCCAGCUCCCCCGCCAGCCCGCAGCCCCGCCGGGCCCGGGAGGCGCCCGAGAUGGCCGUGUACUGCGGCGAGACCUUCAGCGUGUACCCGCCGCCCGGCGCCGCCUCGGGGCAGCGGCCGGCCGCCUACGCCCUGGGCGACUACGGGGCGCCGGCCAACGCCGGCUACCUGUGGGGCGUCAGCGGCCCGGCCCCGUACCUGCAGGGCGCCCCCGGGCCGGCCGCCCCCUUCCUGCCGCCCGCCUCCUACGGCUGCUCGCGGGGCGGCCAGCUGGGGGGCGCCCCCGCCGCGCCCGGCUCGCCCUCGCCCGCGGCGGCCGAGCUGAGCUGGCUGAGCCUGGCCGGGCAGGAGGAGCUGCUGCGCCUGGUGCGGCCGCCCUACUCCUACUCGGCGCUGAUCGCCAUGGCCAUCCAGAGCGCGCCCGGCCGCAAGCUCACGCUGAGCCACAUCUACCAGUACGUGGCCGAGAACUUCCCCUUCUACAAGCGCAGCAAGGCCGGCUGGCAGAACAGCAUCCGCCACAACCUCAGCCUCAACGACUGCUUCCGCAAGGUGCCCCGCGACGAGGACGACCCGGGGAAGGGGAACUACUGGACCUUAGACCCAAACUGUGAGAAGAUGUUUGACAAUGGGAAUUUCCGGCGCAAGCGCAAGCGCCGCUCCGAGCCUAACACCCCCACCGUGGUGUCCUCCGGGGGGGCGCUGAAGGCUGAGGAAGGGCGUCCCAUCCCGGCGGCUGCAGGCAAGCCCUGUGGAAACAGCCCCUCCCCCGAGCUGGAACUAUCACCUGCCAGGGACCAUCCGAAAAGCUCCUCUUCUCCAGGCAUCAUCUCAGCCACCCCUGGCUGCCUGAGCACCUUCUUCAGUGGCAUGAGCUCACUGAGCAGUGGAGGGAGCCGCCUGGCGCACCAUCGGAACUUCCCCGCUGGGCAGAUGAGCGGUGGCACCUUCACCGCCUCCUCCAGCAGCUCCUCCCAGGACGUGCUCCCACCAGACCAGCUGCAGCGAGUUCCGGGACCCACUGCUGCCUAUUACAGCUCCUUCCACCCCAGCAGCAGCAGCAGCAGCCAGGGCGCCCAAUACAACCAUUACUACAACUUCACAGUCAACAGCCUCAUCUACGCCCGGGAUGGCACUGAGGUGUAGGGCAUGGAAUGCAACUCAAGGGAACCAGACAGGGAGGUUCAUUCAGCAAGAAGGAAGACCACAUGCUUUUGCAAACUGCAUCUGAAGCAGGACACUUGCAGUAUGUUUUAUGUUUUCCCAGGAAGAAAAACUUACAAUCUAUUAAAUAUAUGCGUACACACACAAUGUGGAGUAUUUCUCCUACUCAUCCCUGCAAAAUCACUGAUCCACACAGGAUGCCUGUUUGCCACGAAAUGCUGCAAAUGCGAAUCAGAACUGGAUUAGUGACUUCAGAGGUUUUUUAUCUUGAAUGUAGAGUUAAAAAAAUAACUGCAAAGAGAAAUCAGCAAGGACCAAAUAUAGACAUAUAGCAGGGAGUAUUGACUGUUGGUCAUUUAUUUGUGAACCUCUGUUUACAAGUGCUUUGGUCUUGGAAGAGAAAAAAAAUGAAGAGAUUUCUAAUGAAGUGCCUUGUAAAAAUCCCUGUGUCAGUGAUUGCCUGUUUAGGUAAUUGUUUUAGGCCUCGAUCCUGCCGUGUACAAUGCCCGGGCAGAUUCUGUGCCCACACAGAACCCCUCUAGAUACAGAGCAGCUCCAUGCAGGUUCGUCAGUCUGCCUGUGCUUUGUAUAUUGAAGAAUCAGGGCUUUAUUUUGUAAAAUAAUCGUUUUACUUAAGCUUAGUACCAAAGACACACAAUCUAGCCAUCCAGCUUUUAGCAAGAGAAUAAACACAGUGAAUAUUUUUAUACAUAUUUGUAUGUAAUGUACUACUCUGUAAAUACAUUUCUGUGGGAUUUUAUAUUUGUAAAUUAUGCUCUGGAGUUGUACUUAUUUAUAAUGUGUUUGAAAUUUGGGGAAGUUUAUUUUGCCCAUCCUUUCACCCACCCCCAUUCCCUUCCCUUUUUUUUUUUUUUUAAUUGUAGUGUAUGAAUGAAACUUUUCAAACUGAACAACAUUUUGGGGAAUAAAAUAUUUACAGUUAGAUUUUUGCUUGUUUGUUCAUCAACAGAUUUUAUUUUAUUUUACUUUUUUAAAUGGUUAGGGACACUGGUUGGGACAAAAGAUACAGGGACUCAUUAACGCUUUCCUCUGUGCCAAGAAAACAAUGUUGCUUUCAGCGCAAAGGAGAAGUGUGUGGUUUGAUUUACAACCUCCUGAUGGGUAAUUGUGAAAGGUGGACUGAAGCUUUUGCUGGUUUUAGACAGUAAAUUGCUCAUUUUCAGCUUAGGUUGGUUAAUAUAUAGUAAUUGCUUGCAAAGUUAAUUGGAGCAGGGCUGACCCAUGUCGAGCUGUUGUUUACAAUGCAGUGGAAGUAGGAUCAAGCCCAUGCAGCCAAAUUCAGACCCUGGAGUAACUGGAGUCAAAGGAAUUACACCCAUUUAAGGUUCUUCAGCAGAGUAAUCCAGUGAAGGUCAGUGGGCCAAAAUGUGCUCUUAUACAUUGGUUUAAAUCUGGAGAAACCCCAUUAACUUCAGUGAAGUUUCUUCUGAUUUACAGUUUUGAAAGAAUCAGUCCCAUAGUACAUAAUAUCCGUGAUGUAAAAAAUCCUCACAUUUCUGAGGUUUACAUCAGUUGUUGGCAGGGAUUUGAUGUAAUCAGCCAGUUGGUAUAAAUGCUUUUUAAAGGCAUGUAACAUAUACAGUAAAAACAAAAGAAAAGCACGAAACUGAAAUGGUAGCACAAUUGCAGUACUGUAUUUAACAACAAAUCGCAUGCA
Chelonia mydas (Green sea turtle) is the source of this 2938-nucleotide messenger RNA. It is a transcript of the gene FOXI3, whose product is annotated as forkhead box I3. Gene Ontology annotation, molecular function: DNA-binding transcription factor activity, RNA polymerase II-specific; RNA polymerase II cis-regulatory region sequence-specific DNA binding. NCBI's taxonomy places the organism in Eukaryota, Metazoa, Chordata, Testudines, Cheloniidae. Bases 76 to 1242 code for a protein of 388 amino acids. The transcript is spliced from 2 exons. The record is from RefSeq and is a predicted model, not a curated record. Gene Ontology annotation, biological process: anatomical structure morphogenesis; regulation of transcription by RNA polymerase II; cell differentiation.